Messenger RNA from Gaeumannomyces tritici R3-111a-1, 2287 nucleotides. Its product is annotated as carboxypeptidase 2. The transcript has 2 exons. Gene Ontology annotation, biological process: proteolysis. Gene Ontology annotation, molecular function: zinc ion binding; metallocarboxypeptidase activity. NCBI's taxonomy places the organism in Eukaryota, Fungi, Ascomycota, Sordariomycetes, Magnaporthales, Magnaporthaceae. The record is from RefSeq and is a predicted model, not a curated record. Bases 431 to 2074 code for a protein of 547 amino acids.
CCUCAAUUCGACUCGGCCAACCCCAAUUGUUCACAUCCGUUUCCUAGUAAGCACGUCGUCUGUCUUUAGCCCCGAGAUCAAUUAGGUCUGCUCCGCGUCCGCCGGCGUCAUGCCGAGUCCGUCCGCUCACCAUCCCCGAAAAGCUCCCCGAAAAGGCCCCCGAUCAACAUCCGACCGGAUGGGGUCGCUGUCUUGGCAAUCCCCGCAUCCCGUCGCGACCUUCCUAGUCCCGCAUGGGCAGCCGGCCAAGGCCGAGUCAAUUUUGCAUCCGGCUUAUCGCUCUGGUGCGGUGAUCGGAGCCAUUUCUGUGUGUCGGGAGGGCGCGGAUUUUUUGGUUUAAAUAUGUUUGCCGUCUCGACGCGGCUCUUUGCCGUGCUCUCCCAAUGGCUUGCGUCCACGGUUAUCCCCUUUUCCAGAGACUUCAGCUAAGAUGCACCGUCAUAACGCGCUUGCUUUUGCCAUUCUCCAGGGCGUGAGCCUUGCUUCAGCACUCAAGUACGCAGACAACCGCGUCCCCGUUGUCCAGGAUAGUCAGAGUGUGGAGCGACUCUUCCCGGUCGUUGCUGAUGUCAAGCUUCGAUCUCCCGCCUUUGCAACUCCUGAGACGGUCCCAAAGUCUUUCACCGACGGCACCAAUGGCCCGACAGACCAGCUUACGCUGGAGCACUUCCUCCAAACCCUUGCGGCGCGCAACGAGUGGAUGACAUAUCACAACCCAACCUUCCGCUCCGAGGAGGGUCGGUCUCUGCCCUAUGUGUUUCUCUCGACGUCUAACCUGGCAACCAACGUUGGCGCUGGGCUGGAGACCCAUCUCAACUCUACUGGGAAGGUUCGGAUCUGGAUGCAGGGUGGCGUGCACGGCAACGAGCCCGCCGGAGACCAGGCCCUCCUGGCGCUUUUGGGGAAGUUCGAUGCCAACGCAGCCUGGGCCGCCUCCGUUCUCGAAAAGGUCGACAUUCUGAUGCUACCUCGCUAUAACCCGGACGGCGUUGCCUAUUUCCAGCGCUAUCUGGCGACAUCAUUUGACCCCAACCGCGACCACACAAAGCUCGCUCGCCAGCAGACCCGUGACAUCAAGCGCCUUGUCAUGAACUUUGCCCCGCACGUCGGCGUCGACUGCCACGAGUACAGCGCCACGCGAGGCUACGGAUCCACCGCCGACCGCUGGCACCCGGCCCAGGACGGAAUGUUCUCGGCCAUGAAGAAUCUGAACAUACACCGCGACAUCCGCCGCCUGUCCGAGACCCUUUUCGCCGACUCGAUCGCCGCGGCGCUCGAGGCCCGUGACCUGCGCUGGAGCCCCUACGUUGUCGGUUCCGAAGGGCCCGACGGCGGCCUGCUGCUCGAGGAGACAACGGGCGACGCCAAGAUGGGCGACACCUCGGUCGCUCUCUCUCAGGCAGUCAUGUUCCUGACCGAGACUAGGGGGAUCGGGCUCGCGGACCAGCACUUUCAGCGCCGCGUCGCCUCGGGCCUGACCAUGGUCGAGGCCCUCGUGCAGACCGCUGCCGAUGGUGCUGCUCUUGUUUAUUCUACUGUGGAAAAUGCGCGGGCCGAUUUCAUUUCCAACAAUGACGACAUCGUCGUGACCGAUUACCCGCGACCAACCAACAUCUCGUGGACCCUCGUAGAUGUCCGCAACGGCACGCUGAUCGACGUGCCCGUCAACUUUCUCAACACUACCCCGGCCGUUGCGAACCUGACGCGCGCCCGACCUGAGGCGUAUGUGUUUUCGCGUGCCUGGCACGACGCCGCCGACCGACUCCGCGCCGCGGGCCUUGUUGUCGACGAGCUCCGGGCCGACUUCAAGGGCCAGGUCGAGGCCUUCAACAUCACCGGGGCCGUGCUGGCAUCGUCCAAGUAUGAGGGCAUUGCCAGGACUACUGUCACGACCGCAAUCGUUCGGAAGAAUAUCACCAUCCCCGCAGGGGGCUACUUGGUCAGCACUCGACAAAAGAAUGCUGCCCACGCAUUCAACGUGCUCGAGCCAGAAAACAUAGACUCGUAUGCGACAUUUAACAUGCUCCCCGUGAACACGGGGGACGAAUACCAGGUUUACAGGAUCAUGAAAUAAGAUAGCCGGAUCUGUCUGGCGAUUAAUAAAUGACAUGAUCAGCAGAGAAAUUACCCUUUAGACCAGUGUGGCAAAUGUGGCCGUCGGUUCAAAGACCACACGUUUUCGUUGUCCCCUGCUGCUACAUUUGAGGCCCAAGUCAGAUAUGAUCAGCCCCCGAUUUCCAGUCUCGGCGAAGUCCUCCUGACAGAUCUCCAAAGUGGCACCAAGGGA